AUGAAAGUUUUCAUUGUUCUUCUCCUGGUGGCAGCAGCAGUUGAAAGCAUAACUGCCGUAAGUCUACAAGAUUGCAGCAAGCCUCCAAUAACUGGUCCUUGCAGAGCAUCCAUACCUCGAUACUACUACGAUCCAAAAACUGACAAGUGUAGUAAGUUUAUUUAUGGUGGAUGUCGUGGUAACAAGAACAACUUCAAGACUGAAGAAGAAUGUUACGAGAAAUGUGGAGCUACUCUAAGUCGAAAAGAUUGUAGAAAGCUUCCAGAAACUGGUCCUUGUAGAGCACGCUUCAUUCGAUACUUCUACGACCCAUUAACUGACAGGUGUGGUAAGUUUAUUUAUGGAGGAUGCGGUGGAAACAAGAACAACUUCAAGACUGAAGAAGAAUGUUACCAGAAAUGUGGAGUGCAAUGCGAAGAAAAUGCGCACUACGAAGAUUGCGGAACGGCGUGUCCACUGACAUGUGAGAAUUAUAACAAUCCUCCCGAAUUUUGCCCUGCGGUAUGUCUAUCAGGUUGUCAGUGCGAUGAGGGAUUUGUCCAAACAAAGAGUGGAAGGUGCGUGAAUCCUGAAGAUUGCCCCGUAACAGAAAUAUGCGGAGAAAAUGCUCAAUAUGAAAGUUGUGGAACGUUAUGUCCUCUGACAUGUGGCAAUUAUGAAAAUCCUCCCCAGGCCUGUGCUGCUGUGUGUGUACAGGGUUGCCAGUGCAAAAAGGGCUUUGUUAGAACAGAGAGUGGAACUUGCGUGAAACCGGAAGAGUGUCCCGUAGCAGGAAACACUACUCUAAGUCGAAAAGAUUGCAACAAGCUUCCAGAAACUGGUCCUUGUAGAGCGCGCUUCAUUCGAUACUUCUACGACCCAUUAACUGACAGGUGUGGUAAGUUUAUUUAUGGAGGAUGCGGCGGUAACAAGAACAACUUCAAGACUGAAGAAGAAUGUUACCAGAAAUGUGGAGUACAAUGCGAAGAAAAUGCGCACUACGAAGAUUGCGGAACGGCGUGUCCACUGACAUGUGAGAAUUAUAACAAUCCUCCCGAAUUUUGCCCUGCGGUAUGUCAAUCAGGUUGUCAGUGCGAUGAGGGGUUUGUCCAAACAAAGAGUGGAAGGUGUGUGAGACCCGAAGAUUGCCCCGUAACAGUACAAUGCGAAGAAAAUGCGCACUACGAAGAUUGCGGAACGGCGUGUCCACUGACAUGUGAGAAUUAUAACAAUCCUCCCGAUUUUUGCCCUGCGGUAUGUCGAUCAGGUUGUCAGUGCGAUGAGGGGUUUGUGCAAACAAAGAGUGGAAGGUGCGUGAAACCCGAAAAUUGCCCCGUAAGAGGAAAAUGCGGAAAAAACGCUCAAUAUGAAAGCUGUGGAACCUGUGAGAGGACAUGUGACAAUUAUGCAGGUCCUCCACAAGCCUGUGCUGCUGUGUGUGUACAGGGUUGCCGGUGCAAAAAGGGCUUUGUUAGAAAUGAGAGUGGAGAUUGCGUGACACCGGAAGAGUGCCCGGUAACAAGUAAUGACUGCCCACCGAACAAGGAACUAGGCGAAUUUGGCGACUGUCCAGACUCAUGCUACUCUCUGAAGCAUCCAGUGGAAUUUUGCACACUGAGGCUGAAUUUUGGCUGCAAGUGCAAACCCGGUUACGUCCUGAAGGAGGACAAAGUCUUCGAUUCUGACUGCAUCAGACCCGAAGAAUGCCCAUUGGAUGAGUGA
This is a messenger RNA of Argiope bruennichi, 1701 nucleotides long. Its product is annotated as zonadhesin-like. The transcript has 10 exons. The record is from RefSeq and is a predicted model, not a curated record. Gene Ontology annotation, molecular function: serine-type endopeptidase inhibitor activity. The coding region runs from base 1 to 1701 and encodes 566 amino acids. NCBI's taxonomy places the organism in Eukaryota, Metazoa, Arthropoda, Arachnida, Araneae, Araneidae.